Messenger RNA from Cololabis saira (Pacific saury), 1815 nucleotides. Its product is annotated as CAAX prenyl protease 2-like. Bases 109 to 918 code for a protein of 269 amino acids. The record is from RefSeq and is a predicted model, not a curated record. Gene Ontology annotation, cellular component: endoplasmic reticulum membrane. The transcript has 8 exons. Gene Ontology annotation, molecular function: metalloendopeptidase activity. Gene Ontology annotation, biological process: CAAX-box protein processing. Lineage: Eukaryota; Metazoa; Chordata; Actinopteri; Beloniformes; Belonidae.
CCCUCCUGAAGACUUGCAAACUGUUGAGCCGUUGUUAUAGUGGAGACACAGUUUGCCUUAAAAUGCAGGAGGAGCAAACCUAUACAACAUGUUGGGGACCAUCUAAGAAUGGUAAAGCGUCGCUGUGCCAGUGUCCUGCUGGUCUCUGCAAUCUCCCCUGCAGUUGUAAAGACGUGGAUGCUCUUGGCUGAUGUCACAGUGGACGUGUCUGUGCUGGAGUUGAUGGGAGUUCGUUUGGAAGGUGUAGUUCCUGCCGCUGUGCUGCCGUUAACUCUGUCUGUGGUUUUUUAUCUGGGGCCCCUGGUCUACUCUGCCGUGGAAAACCCCGACGGUUUCACUGGAGAGCUGCGAUCUGCAUUUGAUGUUCCGUCGUGGCUGGUGUGUCUGCAGGACGCAGUGUGGCUCAGGAACCAGGUGGUGGCGCCAGUGACGGAGGAGCUGGUGUUCCGGGGGGCCCUGCUGCCCAUGCUCAUACCCUGCACCGGACCCACCGCUGCCAUUUUCACUGCUCCCCUCUUCUUUGGUGUCGAAGUUUUUCAUGGACAUUCUGAUGUCACUCCAGCUCAUUUCCACCACAUCAUAGAGCAGCGGCGCCUUGGCAAGAACCAUAUGAGCGACAUCCUCCUGAUGGCAGGAGUGCAGUUCCUGUACACAACUGUAUUUGGUGCCUUUACUGCCUUUAUAUUCCUAAGAACUGGCCACAUUGUGGGUCCAGUGUUGUGCCAUUCGUUCUGCAACAGCCAGGGCCUGCCUGACAUCAGUUCUGCCCUGCGGCACCCUCGCAGCGCCGCGCUGCUCUGCUCGUAUCUGAUGGGAGUUCUGCUGUUCCUGGCGCUGCUCUUCCCGCUCACAGACCCGCUCUUCUACGGUGCCAGUCCCGUCUGCAGCCUGCUCGCCCCGCCAGCAUCCCUGUGUUGAGAUAAACAGGAUUAGAUGCAUGUGAGCUCUUGGAAAUAUCUGUUCUGGGCUGAAUUUUCUUUCGUGAUACAUUCCUUUUUCAAUGCAGAAGCGUUUUCAUGAGAAGUGCUAGUGCGGGUGGGUGAGCAUGAGAGGAGAAGGUCUCCAGCCCCUCAGACAUUUCCUGCAUGACUGAAAAUAUUUCCUACUUUAUUGAAACUUAACACGAAUACAGCUUUCCCUGGCUUUGCGGAAGAAAGGGAAAAAAAAUUCUGUGUGUGCGCAUGUGUGUGUGUGUGAGCAGCUUAGAAAAACAGAUAAACUGUGAAAGGGAAUAGGUGAAAAGGGGAGCCAGUGCGGUAGACGGCAGUCGAGAAAGCCGCAUACGCAGACAGAGAGACAGACGGACAGAAACACAGACGCCGUUGCCAACAAAGACACUAAAGGGACCAAAGCAAAGAGACAGAACUAUGCAAAAAACCAUGUUUUUAAGGACAAAUCAGGCGACGACAGUUGGGCUUAAAUAGAAGAGACUGAAAAUAAGUGAGAAAGAGCGGCGGCGGCCAAAAGCAACACGAGCCAGAGCAGCAGGCGGGUCGGGGGAAAGGAGAGGGAAUUAAAAUAGGGAUGAAUUGAAAGAGAAAAGUUGGAGGCGGAGGAAGGGGAAAGAUUAGUGUCUCCCCGGAGAAUUAGAAAAUGUGGGGUAGUAGAGCUGAGGGAGGGGGGAGGAGGUCAUUCAGGGUAUCUGAAAACGGCUGAGAGGGGAAAGGUUCUGCUGAAUACGAUUUAUGAGACACCACUGUGGGUCAUUAAAACGUUGCAACUUGAAAUAGGAAAGUACAUUUACAUAUAAAUGCAUUAAGGACCAACUGAUUGUAUAUAUUGCCCUAAUUUUUCUGCACUUUGUCAUUUCGCUGA